AUGGACACAAACAAACACGAAGGAGGGACUGAAAGUGUGCCUGUGAGUACCCCUGCAACACAGAUUUCCCAGUUGCAGGCAUUAGCCUCUGAGCUGAAGGCAGGUUUCACAGAAGCAAUGCAGGAGCUGUCACGCAUCCAGCAUGGAGAGUAUGCCCUGGAAGAGAAGGUCAAGAGCUGCCGCUGUGCCAUGGAAGAGAAGGUGGCCGAGAUGAAGAAUUCCCUCAACACGUUCAAGGAGGAGCUCAGCGAUGCAAAGUCAAUGAUUGAAGAAAUCAGUGCCAAGCAGGAGGAAAUGCAACAGAAAAUUGAGCAGCUGCAGCAAGAGAAGCGGCGGGAAUCACGGAAAAUGAAAGCUAAAAGAGCACAGAAGGAUGACCACGGGUCACAGACAGUGCCAACACCUCUCCAGGGUAGCCCAUUUCGAUCCAUCAACCUCCCAGAACCUGUGCUGAUUAAUGAAGAUUUUACGAGUCUUUUACACAACGUGACUUAUGAAAAAGUGUCUGACACUAGGAUCAUGCCCAUGGGAGAAGGAGGUGUGAAAGUCAUAGCAGGCCCAGGCUACAGCCCUUCAGCCAUAGAGACAGAUGACAGCCUCAAGCCUUCCCUGGCAACAGAGGGACAGUCAAAAAUGCAUCUGCCAUCAACAGUAUGGAAGCAGCCCAAGGACACCAAGGACUGGGGAGAUGAAUACAUUUCCAAAGAGCAACCAGAGAGAGGGAAAGACAUGGGCCAAAGCAGAUACAGCUCAGCAGACAAUAUAAUAUGUGAACCCUCUUUGGCUGCCAAAAGGCAGAACAUCGCCUUGGAGCUGCUGGAGUCAGAAAGGAAGUAUGUCAUCAACCUUUCCCUAAUCCUGAAGAUCAAGGCCACUCUGCAAGGGCCAGAUGUGAAAAGAAGCACCAAAGAGAGAAGCUUUUUCCCCAACUCUCUGCGGUUCCUGGUGCAGCAGCAUGUGGAUUUACUGCACGCUCUCCAGGAGCGAGUCCUGAGCUGGCCACGACAAGGGAUCCUAGGAGACAUCUUCCUGAAGCUGACAAAUGAUGAGAAUAAUUUUCUGGACUACUACGUUGCUUACCUGAGGGACCUGCCAGAAUGCAUCUCUCUGAUCCACGUGGUGAUCCUGAAGGAGGUAGAAGAAGAAAUCAAAUCUGAUCUCUACAUUCUGUUCUUUCAUAUAGUCCAGCGAAUCCCUGAAUACCUUAUUCAUCUACAGAAUGUGCUGAAGUUCACGGAGCAAGAGCACCCUGACUAUUACCUGCUGCUGGUGUGUGUGCAGCGCCUCCGCGUUUUCAUCUCACACUACAGCCUCCUCUUCCAAUGCAAUGAAGACCUGCUGAUACAGAAGAGGAAAAAGCUGAAGAAGUCAUCCCUGGUGAAACUGUACAAAGGUCUCACCUCCCAGUGUACAAGCCAGGAGGUUUCUCCAACACCCAGUGCAGCAUCAAUGCGGGACAGUGGGAUCCACACUGAAGAGGCCAUACAGUCAUUCCCAGCAGCACCUUCCUCUGGCACAACCACCCCGCAUUUGAUGCCGCAGAUGAAGAAACCCCAGCCAACUGUGAUGGAGAACAUCCAGGCUGUAAAGCCCCCUGACUGGGAGAUGGAAAGCAGAAAACACGAGAGGCCAGAGAACAUCCUUGCCUCCUCUCAGCUGACAGAGCAGGAGCUCAAGGCCUUGACAGCCCCCUUGCAAUCCAUCCCCGAAAUGGAGUACGAGGCGCCGCCGGCUGACGCGGUGGGGAACACCGACAGAGCCAUCAGAACCUCCGUGGAACUGCUGCAGGAUGCCAGGAACUUUGCACCAAGCUACGAAGAGUUUGACUACCCUGGGGAGGUUUUCACCAUGCCAGGCCCCUACGAAGACGACACCUUCCAAAACCUCGCUCUCUUUGAGAACUGCUCCCCGGCCUCUUCCGAGUCCAGCUUGGAUAUUUGCUUCCUUAGGCCUGUGAACUUCACGUCAGAACCGGAGAGGACAGACCAUGCCUUGCAGCCGCUGCCUAAGAGCUGCACUCCCGUGAGCAGCAGCACCUACAAGCGGGAGAUGUUCCACAGCAAAGGGAAGCAGCUGAGCAGGUCACUGAAGGAGCUGCCGCGGAGCGCGGAGGGCGUGAGCACCAGACUCUACAGCACACGGAGCAGCAGUGGGAGCCGUCUGCAGCAGAAGCAGGACAGGAAUGUUCAGCCUCACAUGAUCUCAGCCUCAUCUCGAAGCUCCCAAAGGAGCUACUUCCCCCCACAGAGAGGAGCGGGUGAAAAACCGAGCUUUUUGGAAGUAAGGAGGGAGCUCCAUGCAGAAGACAACACCAGGUUCUGCCAGAAGGAUGACAAUGAGCAAACAUCCUUCAGCGACCACAACCCGCGGCACGAGCCCAAGGGGGGGUUCCGGAGCUCCUUCCGCAAGCUCUUCAAAAAGAAAUAAGCAGCCCCAAGAAAGGCAGGCCACAGCCGAAGCACAGCAGUGCUUCCCCAGGUCCCCGAGGGUGGAGACAGACAGCAAGGCCCCAGGAUCCCCCUGACAAACACAGAGGGUGGAGGGUGGGUGAGAGGAGACUCUCACAACUGCCUUACAAAUGCAUCCUGCUCUUUCUAGCACAGGGCAGGGCCAGGCUUUGGGUUGCAGUGGAGCUCAUCCAGCAGGUCCAACAAGCACAAGCAACUUGCUAGCUUUCAUCCCAACCUGACUGAACUUCCCUCACUUUUGGAAAGCUCUGGCCAAACCCUUAUAUCUUCUCCUCCCCCUCUUCCCCCAAAACUGCUUGAUUUGCCAUACAUCUUUGCUCUUCCAAACUCAAGGCAGGUCUUAUUUGGGCUCACCCAUGACAGAAAGGUUACUUUUGCAGCCCUGGCAUCCUGGCCAGAAGUCUAAAAUUCCCUUCUUUCCUCUACUUUCAAAAAAAACCAAAAACAAACCCCCCAAAAAAACCAAAAACAAAACCAAACAAACCACCAUCAAAGAUGUAUUCCAGGAGGCCAGCUCACAUUACCCAGGUGGUUUGAGAAGGUCUAAGAAGCAUCAGCUGAAGCACCUGAGCAAUGAUUGCAGUGCCUAAUCAGCAACAUCCUUCUGGACUUCCAUCACUCCCCAAAAUCCUAUUUCACCUUUUAUGUGAAUGCUGAAUCGUGUCCUGCUGUAGGAAUAACUGCUUCUGCUUUCAGAAUUACCCGUGGCUCCAGGCAGGUGAUGCAGGCAGAGCCCAGGACCUGCCACAAGACAGACUCUUCCCCACCUUAUCCCCAGUGGGUCAAUGCAGGCACUGGAAGUGCCAAACAAUGUCCUGGCUCCUGGAGUAUGCUUCGCUAAC
Molecule: messenger RNA, 3310 nt
Organism: Cinclus cinclus
Lineage: Eukaryota; Metazoa; Chordata; Aves; Passeriformes; Cinclidae
Gene: ARHGEF33
Product: Rho guanine nucleotide exchange factor 33
Exons: 16
Coding region: 1-2427 (808 amino acids)
Molecular function (GO): guanyl-nucleotide exchange factor activity
Source: RefSeq, a predicted model, not a curated record